AUGGGGAUCGUGAUCAUUGAGAAAUAUUCAAACGCAGAUCUCCCUGACAUGGAGAAGAACAAAUACUUGGUUCCACGAGACAUGACCGUUGGACAUUUCAUUCACAUGCUAAGCAAUAGACUUCAGUUAGAUCCAUCCAAAGCUCUGUUUGUUUUCGUACAGAACACACUUCCUCAAACGGCUAGUCGCAUGGACUCUUUGUACAGUACUUUCAAGGAAGAAGAUGGGUUCUUGUACAUGACUUACAGCACCGAGAAAACAUUCGGCUAA
Messenger RNA from Thlaspi arvense, 270 nucleotides. The record is from the annotation of a GenBank genome assembly. NCBI's taxonomy places the organism in Eukaryota, Viridiplantae, Streptophyta, Magnoliopsida, Brassicales, Brassicaceae.